AUCAUGUCCUCCAAAACAUCCAAUCCAUUGCCCAUACCGGUCCUUCUUCUCAAAACAAAAUCCACUCCCAACGAUGGCUACGACGAGCUUUUCUCCCGCGACCCCCCAGGGGUAUUUACGCCGCGCUUUGUACCUGUGCUUGAGCACCGCUUUCACGCGGAGCAUAUGAAGCUUGUCAAGAAGCUCUUGUCCCCCUCUCCUAGCUCUUCUUCUAGCCCGACGAACUCUUCAUCUUUUCCGACAAAGUCUUCAUUCGAAGGACCAAACCCGCGAUAUGGCGGAAUGAUAUUCACGAGUCAACGCGCAGUCGAGGCGUUUGCGCAAGUCGUUGACGAUGUGCGAUCAGAGAACUCUCUUCCCCCCGACGCGCCAUUACUUAGUCCCAAGAUACCCUUAUACACCGUCGGCCCAGCUACCGCUCGGGCACUGACAUCGAUAAACGUCUGCAGCGCCAGCGACGAGUCUCGGCCUUCAAACCCCCGGGACAGCGCAGAAACCAACACAGAACAAGAGACAUACGGUCCUAACAUCCAUGGAUACGAAAGCGGCAACGGCGCCGCUCUGGCAGAUUACAUCCUCCCGCACUACAACAAUCUAUAUCGACACUGUGCACCCUCAUCGGUGCCUCCGCUGCUGUUCCUCGUCGGCGAGCAGCGCAGGGCGAUUAUACCGGAUACGUUGAAAUCCGGCAUUCCCAAUUCCCCUGGUGCAAAGUGUGCCGCGAAGUCGGCAGACGGUACAGACAGAACAGACAGGACAGGCGGGACAGACGCGGGGUCGUCUAAGCUUGAUGAAAAUGCAGGGAUCAAUGAAUCGUCUACCCAGCAAGCAUAUAAACCUAUUCAAGUCGACGAGCUAGUCGUCUACGAAACGGGCGUCAUGGAGCCUUUUGAACAGGAUUUUCGAGCCGUAUUAGAUGCCACCUCUUCUUCAUCCUCUUCUUCUUCUUGUCCCUCUUCCACCUCCCCUCCUUCUUCUUGGAAGCCUUCAUCUACAAACGACAACGCAAAUACCUCGAUCUCCUCCACGUCACCCACGCAAUCCUCAACCCAGCAAGCACAAGCAGAACCUGCAACGAGAUGGGUCGUCGUCUUCUCCCCCACAGGAUGCGACACCAUGCUGCGCUGUCUCGGCUGGCUCGAUCCGGCCACGGGAAAAGCAAAUUCGGAAUUACAGACGCCAGAGCAGAGACGGCAUUUGUCUUCGUUCUCGUCUCCUCUUUCAUCUUCGGCUUCGGCUGCAUUAUCGACGAGGACAAGUGCGAAGGAAGGAACGAGAGCGAGAUCAGUACAGACAUACAUCGCCACGAUAGGACCCACGACGCGCGAUUACCUGCGCGACACGUUUGGCUUUGACCCAGAUGUUUCUGCGGCGAAGCCGAGUCCCGAGGGACUUAUGGCGGGCAUUGAGGGGUAUAUGCGUUGCCCAUGA
Xylona heveae TC161 is the source of this 1431-nucleotide messenger RNA. RefSeq lists its product as hypothetical. The transcript has 2 exons. Gene Ontology annotation, molecular function: uroporphyrinogen-III synthase activity. Gene Ontology annotation, biological process: uroporphyrinogen III biosynthetic process. The record is from RefSeq and is a predicted model, not a curated record. Bases 4 to 1431 code for a protein of 475 amino acids. NCBI's taxonomy places the organism in Eukaryota, Fungi, Ascomycota, Xylonomycetes, Xylonales, Xylonaceae.